Molecule: messenger RNA, 2403 nt
Organism: Ostreobium quekettii
Lineage: Eukaryota; Viridiplantae; Chlorophyta; Ulvophyceae; Bryopsidales; Ostreobiaceae
Source: the annotation of a GenBank genome assembly
AUGGAACCGUCGGCGGACAACCAACUGAUUGCUCGCCAUGGUGAUCAAAACCGGGGGAGAGCAAGCGGCUCGUUCUGCAUUAUGCUGGAUCAGUAUGGUGUCGACAAAAACGUCGUCGGUGACAUCUUACGCAUGCUGCCUGUACAACCGGACAAAGUAUCCAAUGUCAGGGGCCCAUAUCUGGAAGUAUCCAAGGUAGACAAUGGCAGCGUUGAUGUGAAAGUUGUGCGUGCCUUCCAAGCUCACUUCCCCAAGGCAGAUGACCCCCGGGGCUUUCCCCUCCCACUUGGCGAUUUCCAAGAAGAAAAGCAUCAGAUUAUGGCAGAGGGCGGUCAGGUGGGAAGUUUUGCCCACAUCGAGGGACGACCAGUCUUCCUUGAUCAUGGUGUCACUGUGGAUGACAUGCACAAUGGAAUGAUCACAAGGCAGUUAAGCUCUGCGGGGUCGCUCAUGCUGGAGGUGCCGAGAGCGCAUGGCCUCGAAAGUGUACCAGAGGCUGGAAAGAGUGGGCCUGAGCAGUCCAUUGUGCAUCGAACAUUUCUGCACCCGUGGGAAAUUGACCCCAAGAAAAUUGAGUUUGGCCCACGCAUCGCCGUGGGAGGCUUUGCAGAGGUGUUUGUUGGGAAAUAUGAGGGUACUGUGGUGGCCAUCAAACGGUUACUGGAAAGCGAUGCAACAACGAUUGGGCAAUUCAAGAAGGAAGUUACCCUGCUCGCGCGAAUCCGGCACCCGAACUUGAUUUUGUUCAUCGGCUACUGCACGACCCCACACCUGUGCAUAAUCUCAGAAUUCAUGCAGAGGGGCUGCUUGUACUCCAUUCUGCGCCGCCAGGCUACACCGCUCUGCCCGAAGCUCCAAAAGCUGGUGUCCAUUUCUGUCGCAAGGGGGAUGGCGUACUUGCAUGGGCUGUCCCCUCCAAUCCUGCACUUGGACAUCAAGUCGCCGAACAUCCUUGUAGACAGCAACUGGCGUGUGAAAGUUGCAGACUUCGGUUUAAGUCGAAUGAGGUUCAGAUCAUUUGUGACUGCUGGGCCAUCGGGCGGUGGCACACCCCACUGGAUGGCACCUGAAUUGCUGAGGAGCGAACACAUCGAUGAAAAAGCAGACAUCUUUUCAUAUGGCGUAAUUCUUUGGGAGAUUUUGACAGGAGAACUGCCCUGGGAGGGCAUGAACCCCAUGCAGGUUGUGGCUGCAGUUGGUUUCAACAACAGGUCACUUCCUGUACCCACAGCUGGUGACCCAUUUCUAAUCAAUAUGUUCCAGAGAUGUUGUGCUUGGGAGCCUUCAGACAGGCCCACUUUUCAUGAAAUCUUGGCAGAGCUGGACCUUCACUACAGCAGGGGCGUCACUGCCCCUCCCGGUGAACUGCGCACAGCGGUGGCUGUUGGACAGACUAGGAAUGUACAGCCCACAGUUGAUGAGCCAGAAUCGCCGCCUCGUGGUGGGGAAGCAAAGGGCUCCGUUGCCGAUGAUGAGAACAGCCUUGGCAGGCCAGGGACCAAGCUGGGGAUGGAACCUGUAGCAGGGAAAUCGAGUGGCUUACGGGAUGAAUUGAAGUGUUCUGAAGCCCAUCUCCAACACAACAAAGCAGAUGAGAAAUGCAACCCCCAGGACUGGGUUGAAGUGGAAGAAGGGAAGCGGGUGGUAUGUGCAGGCAGGGCUGCAUCAUCCCUUGACCCACGGGGAGUUGUGGCAAGGAGAUCGCUGGUGAUCGCUGUCGAAGAAGAUCCAUGCCACAAAGGUAGCUCCAAUGAUGGCAGUGCUGGGUUGAACCCAGAUGGCGUGCCACUGUCCCCUUUUGCAGCAUGGCCUAUCAUGCCGUUCGAUACACCAGCAGAUGAGGGAAAAAAUGCCCAUGGCUCACAUGCCUCAGCGGUAGAUGCUCCAGGGCCAUGCUCGGCUGGAUCCGAUCACAGCGAUGAUAGCCAUGGAGUGAAACCUGCAGGGCAGGAUGCUGGAUGUGUGGGCCAGACUGCUUCUCCCUUUGUAGCCAUGCCUGGCGUCCCACUCAGUGCACAGAUUUCAAGACGGGCCAACUUUGACCCAGGGCCUCCUGUUGUUAGCAGCAUGUUAGUGCAGGACAAUGCUAACAAGGAUAUUGGUGGCCAAGGUCUUGCUGUAAUGCCAUCACCAUUUGCAACCUUUGUUAAUCCUUCCAGUGAGGUAGCAUCAUACCAGCAAGAGAACAUUGCGGACAACGGUCUCCAAAGGCUGCGACUGAAAGCAGAAGGCUGUACAAUGGGCUGUGAUGGUGGGGCUGUAAAGGUCAACGAUUCAGCUUAUGUGCUGGCUGGAUCCUAUGAGAAUAGUGUCCGUCAAUGCACGAAUCUGCAUGUUGCAUUGCCUUUGCAAAAACGCAUUCUGUGUUCUUCAAGGCACAGAGCUUUCUGCACACAACCGUGA